GGAGAAACGAGUGCGGUAUAUGAAUCAUCUAACUGAUGAAAUACUAAUUAUGUCACCUCUUUAAAACUUAAUGCCUCCAAAACUACUUAAAAAAUUAGGGUUCUGAUACCAUCACCUCUUUAGCUUUUACUGGCUAUUAUAUUUCUAAGUUUCUAGAGUCAUAGCAUGAUAUUUAUUGAAAUGAUGGAGAGAUACACAUGAAGCUUUUUUGUUUGUUGAUUUCGUUAACCAGAAGUUAUUAAUCUUCUUAGGAAUAUUUAUGACGAGUGUUACUUAACGUUUUUAGUCUUCAAAGGUUGUUUGAAAUCAGGAUCUUGAUUCGCAGUCUGUCAAACGAAAUAAAAUUUUUUGCAUGAAUCAUUGAUAACGUUCCCAUAGAGUUUUAAACCAUGACAAAUUAUAUGUAUUCACCUGAGUAAUGACCAGACUCUCGUUGGUAGAAAAGCAGCAGAUUCUUUGAGUUCAAACGAGUUAUGGAUUCAGAAUUACGGAUCAUAGCCCUCAUUUCUAAAAUUUAUAAUUAUACUUAAGCUAAGUGUGGUCUAGACUUAAACAUAACAAGUGUUAAAAAGUCAACAUGUAUUAGUUACUUUUAGAGUACGCUAAGUGCCAAUGGAGUAAAAGAAACGAAACAAUUACUGAAAUCGCACUCGUGAGAUGCACAAAGGAAGCAACCUUAGAAGAACUAGGGCAAAAGCUGAUCUGUUUUCUCGAAUCUUGUUCCAUUGUGUAGCUGUAAAACCACAUGCCCUAAUUAAUAUCUCGGUUCUUAUUUAUUCAUUCUCAUUACUUCUUAUACACGCAACCACUAAGUUAAAGCCUCAGUGAUUGCAAGAACUCAGCAACACAAAAAGAAAAGAUCUGAGUUAUGGAUGGAGAAGUCAUAGGUUUCGUCAUAGUAUGGGUUCUUGCAGUAAUCUCUGUAUCUUACUGUUACUACAUAUCCUCCAGAAUCAAAGCUGGAGUUCUUAGGUUAAUCUCCGUUGUUCCCGUUUGUGCUUUCUUUCAAGUUCUUCCUCUUUUUUUCACUUCUCUUCAUCUCUCUAGUUGUUUAGCUGUUUUCCUUUCAUGUCUCGCUAGUGCAAAACUCGUACUCUUCUCUUUUGAUAAAGGUUCUCUUUUCCCACUUCCCUCAAAUAUCUUCCGGUUCAGCUGCUUCACUUGCUUGCCCAUCAAGGCUCAACAAAACCCUAAUCCUAAAAAUCAAAUCCCCAAAUGGCUUUUCCCCAUUAAAGUUGCUAUAUUCGCUGUGGUGUUACAUAUGUAUGAUUACAAACAAUAUAUGUCUCCAGUUGUGCUAUUGGUUCUGUAUACUCUCCAUGUAUACUUGGAGCUCGACAUUGCCUUGAUGCUAGUCAAACUUUUGGUCUUAAUCACUCUUGGGUGCGAUCUAGAGCCGCAGGCCGAUGAACCAUACUUAGCCACCUCUCUUCAAGACUUCUGGGGUCGCCGGUGGAACCUUAUGGUCCCGGCAAUCCUUCGGCCGGCUAUAUACAUCCCCGUGCGGCAGUUUUGUAGAGGCCUAAUGAGCUCUGAUUGGGCUACAUUUUUGGCGGUUUUGGCAACGUUCGUUGCCUCUGGUGUAGCUCACGAGGUGUUCUUCUUCGCUUUGACCUUUGAGAUUCCUACAGGAGAAGUGGCUUGCUUCUUUGUGUUACAUGGAGUUUGCACUACUGUCGAGGUAGCUAUGAAGAGGACAGAGUUUGUGCGGCGUUGGAGAGUGAGUCCAACAGUGUCGCGGCUGCUUACGGUGGGGUUUGUGGUUGUGACUAGUGGCUGGUUGCUUUUCCCUACUCUUGCAAGAAGCGACAUGCUGGAGAAACUCGCUAACGAAGCCUUGCUGUCCAUUGAUUUCGUCAAGCGCACGUUUUAUAGUUUUUGGUGGUGAUAGUAAAUGGCUAAAUCAUGAUUUUUUAUAAAAAUAAAUGGUUAAAUCAUGAUUUGUGGAUUUAUGUGCUUCUAGACAAGAUCAUUUUAUGCUGUUAAUCGUGUUUCGACGAGAGUAUUAUAAAAGCAUCAUUAACCUAAAAACUCAAUUUUUAAGUAUUAAAUGUUACUUAAGAGACCUAGUUAAGAGAUAUCAAUAUUUUUGUGCUCCAAUGAGAGUCUCUUAUUUAGAAGUUCUUUUAAAAAAAAAAAUAA
Molecule: messenger RNA, 2142 nt
Organism: Brassica napus (rape)
Lineage: Eukaryota; Viridiplantae; Streptophyta; Magnoliopsida; Brassicales; Brassicaceae
Product: probable long-chain-alcohol O-fatty-acyltransferase 4
Exons: 1
Coding region: 869-1888 (339 amino acids)
Biological process (GO): lipid metabolic process
Source: RefSeq, a predicted model, not a curated record